Messenger RNA from Armigeres subalbatus, 2712 nucleotides. RefSeq lists its product as uncharacterized. The transcript has 2 exons. The record is from RefSeq and is a predicted model, not a curated record. Bases 1 to 2712 code for a protein of 903 amino acids. Lineage: Eukaryota; Metazoa; Arthropoda; Insecta; Diptera; Culicidae.
AUGGACGGUCCUGCAGCAGAAGCUGGCGGAACCCAGACCCUGUUCACCUCCCCACCACUGUUCCCCCACCCUGUACCCCACCACCCCUGUUCCACCCAGCUCCAGCCCCUGCUCAGAUCCUCACCCAGCCCCCAGCCCAGCCCACCCACCCCAGCUCCACCCCACCAGCCCCACCCCCACCAGCUCCCUGAAAUUCCAGCCCUGUCUCGUCACCCUGUUCCCCCCAGCCCUGUUCCCACCUGUUCCCCACUCCUCUCUGUUCCACCCACCCUGUCACCCUGGUACCCCAGUUCCUGUCUCAGCCCCACCCCAGCCUCCCAGCCUGUUCCCACCUGUUCCCACUCCAGCCUCAGCCCCUGUUCCACCCAGCCCCACUCAGCCCUGUCUCCAGCUCCCUGUUCUCAGCCCCAGCCUCAGCUCCCCAGCUCCACUCCACCCCAGCUCCCACCCCUGAAAUUCCCACUCCCACUUCCACCCCCAGCCCACCCCACUCAGCCUCAGCCUCAGCCUCAGCCCCAGCCUCACCCAAAUGAAUUUCAGCCUCCCAGCCUCAGCCUCCCAGCUCUCCAGCAUCCUCAGCUGUUCUGUUCCACCUGUUUCAGCCCCCAGCCUCAGCCUUACCAGCCCCAGCCCCAGCCCACUCUGUUCCCAGCCCUGAGGCCCCCACCCCCACCAGCCCCACCACCCCACCUGAAUUCCAGCUCCCACCACUCCCCACCCACCCAGUUCCCCACCUGUCUUCAGCCCUGCCCUGCACCCCACCCAGCCCUGUCUGUUCUGUUCCCUGUUCCCACCCCGUCCUGUCUCAGGCCCCAGCCCCACCAGCCCACCCUGCCCAAUUCCCCAUCUGUUCCUGUUCCCAUCUGUUCCACCCCCUGUUCCCACCAGCCCUGUGCCCUGUUCCCACCCUGUUCCCACCCCUGUCUGUUCCUGUUCCCCAGCCCCAGCCCACCACCCACCCCACCUGCCCUCAGGUCUCAGUUCCCACCCACCCCAGUUCCAGGCCCCACCCCACCUCCACCUGUUCACCUGUUCCCAGCCCCUGUUCACCCAAAUCUGACCCCAGUUCACUUUGUUCCACCCCACCACCUGUACUCCCACUCCCAGCCCCACCACCCACCCCCUGUUCCCUGUUCCCCCAGCCUGCACCUCCAGCCUCCCACAUCUCAGCCCCUCCAGCCCAGCCCCCAGUCCACUCCAAACCCACCCCACCACCUCACCUCAGCUCCCACCACCUCACUGUUCCAGCCCCAGCCUCAGCCUCACCACCCCAGCCUCAGCCCCACCUGUUCCACCACUCCUGCCUCCACUCAGCUCCACCACCUGCACCACCCUGUUCCACUCUGUUCCCUGAAAUUCCACCCCACUGCACCAGCUCCUGUUCCCAGCCCCAGCCCAGCCCCACCAGCCCCCUGUUCCCCAGCUGCUGUUCCACUGUUCCCCAGCCUCAGGCCCACUCUGUGCACCCCAGCUCCAGUCUCACUGUACCCCUGUUCCCCAGCUCCAGCCCUGUUCCAGUUCCUGCCCAGCCCCUGCCCCUGUUCCCAGCCCUGUUCACUCAGCCUCCACCCACCCUGUUCCCACCACUCCAGCCCCUUCACCCACCUCCUGAGUUCCCACUCCCCACCCCAGCUCACCAGAUCCCCACUCCAGCUUCCACCUGUUCCUGCCCUGUUCCCCAUCUCCAGCCCCUGUCUCCCAGCCCCCUGCCCCAGCCUCCUGUUCACAGCCCCUGUUCUCCAUCUCCCACCAGGCCCCAGUUCCCCACCUCAGCUGCACUCCCCACCACCUCACUCCCAGCCCCCCACCCUCACCCCCAGCCCCACCAGCCCCAGCCUCAGCCUCUGUUCAGCCUCACCCCAGCCUGUUCCUGCACCCCCCCACCUCACCACCCCUGAAAUGUCAUCCCUCAGCCCCAGCCUCAGCCUCAGCCCUAGCCCCACCUCACUCAGCCCAGCCUCUACCUCAGCUCAGCCUCAGCCCCAGCCCCACUCUGCCCUGUUGACCAGCCUCCAGCCCCCAGCCCCCUGUCUGUUCCUCGUUCCAGCCUGUUCCACCCCUGUUCCAGUCUGUUCCACCCACUCCCACCUGUUCUGUUCAGCCCCCACCUGCCCCCCCACAGUUCCCCCACCCCACCUCCACCCACUGUUCCACCCCUGUUCCCACCAGCCCCAGCCACCCCAGCUCCACCCACCCCAUUCCCACUUCCACCCACCCCAUGUCCCUGUUCUGUUCAGUUCCCAGCCCCCACCAGCCCCACCAGCCCCACCUGUUCCUGUUCCCAGCCUCACUCCUCACUCCCACCCCCUGUUCCACCCCUGUUCCCACCCCCUGUUCCAGCCCCCUGUUCCCACUCCACCACCUGUUCUGUUCCCACCCCACCACCUGUUCAAAACCUCUGUUCCUGUUCACCCCUGUGCCCCACCCCAGCUGUUCCUGUUCUGUUCCUGUUCCACCUCAGCCCCACUGUUCCACCCCACCCUGUUCCUGUUCUGCUCUCACCCACCAGCCCCUGUCUCUGUCUCAGCUCCUGUUCCUCCAGCCCCAGUUCCUGUUCCCCCAGCUCAGCCCCUGUCUCAGCCUCCCCAGCCCCACCCCUCAGCCCCCACCUCAGUUCUGGGCCCACCAGCUCCCAGCCCAGCCUCACUUAGCUCCCAGCCUCAGCCCCCUUUAGCCUCGCCCCACCAGCCCCACCACCCCUUAGCCCUGUAG